Messenger RNA from Lepisosteus oculatus (spotted gar), 3039 nucleotides. It is a transcript of the gene mosmoa, whose product is annotated as modulator of smoothened a. Gene Ontology annotation, cellular component: Golgi apparatus; ciliary membrane. Gene Ontology annotation, biological process: negative regulation of smoothened signaling pathway. The record is from RefSeq and is a predicted model, not a curated record. Lineage: Eukaryota; Metazoa; Chordata; Actinopteri; Semionotiformes; Lepisosteidae.
UCCGGCCCCUCUCCCCGCUCCCCCCCGGUCCGGCGCCGCAGCUCUCGCGAUACCGGCUGUCCCCCGGACGGGAUGUUGGAGGGCCGUCGUGUGCCUGGGGAACGCGCUGCGUGCAGCCGCUGGAUGUCAAUGGGCUCGAGCCUGGCUCGGCGGAGCGCGGCGGGCGAGCGAGACGACGACGACGACGGCGACGGCCGGGCCGGAGAGCGAGAGCCGGGGCGCGAGGGGAAUCUGACGGCGGUCGCGAGCCCGGGGGAGACGCCGCCUCUGCCUCGCGCAGCCGAGCAGCCGGAGCUGCUGGAGGGGAGUGUGUUUCAUUAGAUCGGAUUUCAGGGAAGGAGAGAGGAAAAAAAAAAGGGGGCAACACACAGAGGGGGGAAAAAAAAGCCCAGAGGAGACGCAGAGGGAGAGCACAAGGAUGGACGCUCGCUCCGCAGCGGGCUAAGGGAUCGGUCGUGUUUAUUGUCUUCGAUCCCUCUCCCAGAUAGAUCGACAGUCGGGCUUGUGCGUUGUCCUCGCUGCUCUCUCCCGUGUCCCGGCUGCUCUCGGGUGAAGCGUUGCGCGCAGCUGUGUGUGGAUGCGGGAGAGCCGGGCCGCUCUCCCAGGCGCGGAGCUGCGGAGCUGCGGAGCCCGGCUCUGCGGACCCGGGCAGCCGGGCUGAGCGGGCUGCUGCGCGGCCAGGGCAGCGGAGACAGGCUGGCGGGGCUCGCCCGGGCCUCCUCCUCCGCCUGAACGCCGGCUUCCCCCCCGCUGCAGGAGCAGGGGGCGAGCGACACAGGGGGAGAUGUGAUUGUUUCCCCCUUUAAAAAAAAAAACAACAACAACAACAACAACGCAAAAAGACUUUCCUGCGGGUUUUUUUUAUUUUGGGGUCUCAUCUACAUGGAUGGUAAAUUUGGGGAGGCAGCCGUCGGGAGAGGACAACAUCUGCGGCGAUGAAGAUAAUGGAAGGUUGAGGCUCUAACCCAGUCUCCUUCUGCUGGGGGAGGUGGAGAGAGAGACUUCACAGACAGCGAGUGGUCAUUCCGCUUUAUGCUGGGGGACAAACCUGCUUAAAGACACGGGGUGCAGACGGGGAUCCCCUCUUUCUUGCCUGGCUCUAUUUAUUGACCCCCACGCGGCUCUCUGACGGCCCCGGGGCUCGUACGUGCGAUAUGGAUAAACUCACCAUCAUUUCAGGAUGCCUCUUCCUGGCUGCCGACAUUUUUGCCAUCGCCAGCAUCGCGAAUCCGGAUUGGAUUAACACUGGAGAAUCCGCAGGUGCUCUUACCGUGGGCCUGGUCAGACAGUGUCAGACUAUCCAUGGACGGGACAGGACCUGCAUCCCCCCGCGGCUGCCUCCGGAAUGGGUCACCACGCUGUUUUUCAUCAUCAUGGGGAUCAUAUCCUUGACUGUCACGUGCGGCUUGUUAGUGGCGUCACACUGGCGCAGGGAAGCCACGAAGUACGCACGCUGGAUAGCCUUCACUGGAAUGGUCCUGUUCUGCAUGGCAGCUCUCAUCUUCCCCAUAGGAUUCUACAUCAAUGAAGUGGGAGGACAGCCAUAUAAGUUACCUAACAACACAGUGGUGGGGUCUUCAUAUGUACUGUUUGUCUUAUCCAUUUUUUUCACGAUAGUGGGACUGCUGUUCGCUGGGAAAGUCUGCCUGCCUGGCUGACAGCUCGUGCCCGCUGUCGUCUUCGAGCUUGGAAAUUGCACCUGCAGAGGGGUACUUGAAAAAAAUACCGAAAUGGACUAAUAAUGAGCUGUCUUUGUGAAGGGGGGGGAUCUUAUUUAAAACUCUCAGCUUGUUCUCACUAUGCACUUUGGAUAAACUGAAGAGCCUUUUUUCCGGAUGAGACGCAGACAAUGAGCAGCAUGCCUGCAGCCACUGACGUAGCUGCGCCCGCACUGUGACGCGUAGUCGUUCAGAGGGUCUUCGUUGAUGACAAGAACAUCACCCUUUACUGUACAUGUUGUUGUUUUGUUUUUUGUUCUCGAUUGGUAACAGUUUCAUCAUGCAGGAGUGUUUUACCAAUUUCGAAAAGCAGGAGUAUGGAAAGGUGGGCUUCGUGCUGGCUUGUGUAGUCAAAGCCUUCACUCGAGAGUCUGGGGGGUGCCCUGUAGCCGGGAGGUUGCCAGUUCAGAUCCUGGCUUUGCCACGCGCUGACUGGUUUGGAGCUCCCAGGGACUGGGACACUAUGGGCUGAAUAGCGUAGAGUUGAAUGGGGCACCGUGGGCCUGCUGCUUCUCAGGCAUCUGAGUUUCGGUUCAGGCUGGCACGGAGGCCCUGUCAGGGCGGAAGGGAAGAAGGGGCGACCCGAGGCGAGUGACCCCGAUACUCGUGCUCCAUUCUCCUGUCCCAGGCAGGUUUCGUGUGUGGCGGUGGAGGGCGGGGUUAGGUAGGCACCUCUGCUCGCUAGCAGGGAAGAAGAAAACCCCUCUGGUUCUAAAUUUUAAGAAACAGAAUGAAAAUCUGAAACUCGUCAGUACUUAGGCCAGUGGAUUGCGGGACAAGUCCAGGUGAGGCAGGCCUCACGGUUUAAAAUGUCGGCUGUGAAAAUUAUUUUUCACGGUCAUGUUUCAGUACCUGAUGAUAAACCAAAUAAAACUUAAAUCCUUAAUUACGUGUUGGAUCAGUUCAUCAAUAAGCCUGUAAUUUUAUUUCAAUCAGUAAACGUUGGUGUGUCACCCCUCUCUUAUGUUGUUUGUAAUUUACGUGGCCUAACUUGUUACAUACUGUAUAUAAAUACAAUGCCAGAAAUGCUGUUUGGUUUGCUAAGAGAGCACUGUGAUAUGCACCAACAAUCAAAUCCAAUAACAAGAGAAGCUGUUGUCCUGAAGGUGUUGGGUAAAAGCUCUUUGGGUUCCUCAUUCUCGGUAAUUCACCCCGAUUUCUUAGUCCCAGAAAUCGUCCCAUCCCCACUUGCUCCCUCUUGGUGCAGUUUAAUAAUAGAUAAAAAUGUCCACAGUUCAAUCAGAUUUCUGUAUAUCGAAGGGCAAAAAAUGUCAUUUAAAGCUAAAUCUGGAAUGUAAAAAAAUACACUGUUGGUAACAUC